AUGUCUGUUUUAAAGAAGAGAAUUACGCUACUGUUUCAAACCCCAGAGGACAUCGUGGAGGGUUUAACGAGAAAUGAUGCUCAGUUGAUUAUAAAAAACCAAAAUAAAGUCUUCAUUCAAACUAGAUGGACAAUAAUAAACAAUAACAUAGAAGAAAACAAUUCGAAUCACUUGGUUCGUAUCACUUGGAAGGAUAAAGGAUCGUUCAUAGAUACCCAUGAUGAUGACGAUCAUAACGCCACCGAACCAUUUCACAAUCAAUUAGAUUCAAUCAUUAACACUGGCUUUAAUGUCUAUGUAAAUAAUUCCAAUAUAACAUCUCUAAGUGAUUAUCCAUUAAUAAAAACGCCCAAAUAUAACCUUUUACAUUCUAAUACUCCUUUAUAUGACUUAUUUCCAAACAUAUUAUCUGAUACUGAAUUAAAUUUAAUUGAUCCAAACGAUUUUACUUUAAAGACCCAAUUCGAUAUCUUAAAGAAUUCUAACAUGACAGAAAUUAAUAAAUACGAGGUAUUAGAGCCAAAUGAUCUUUUGAUUAUUCAACAAAAUAAUAAUAAUAAUAGUAGUAGUAGUAGUAGUAGUAGUGACAAUAAUAAUACUACUACAAUAUCCAAUUUGGAGGUUGGUUUAUUUUAUAUCGAUUCUUUUGAUGACAUCGACACUAAUAUAUCUGGGUUAAGGUGUCUUUGGAAUCAAACUGAUAAGAUUCAAACAUGUUUGAAAACUUCUCUUUUCUAUAAACCAUUCAUAACUAAACAAUACAAGAAUCCCUUUUUACAAGUACAAUUGGAAGAACCAAUCGGUUUACAUCCAAAAAUUCUAAUAGAUUUAUCCAAUUAUCAUCAAGUACAGACAAAUUGUCAAUAUUAUUUAUUCUCUCAAUUACCUUUAGAAUUAUUUAUAGAUAAAUUUCAAUCUGAUCCAAUCUUUGUAUUUGGUGAAGACGAUUUGGAAUUACCUGAAUAUAAAUUAGUUCAAAGAUCAUGGGGUUCAGAAUUUCUCUACCAAUUAGAACCUGGGCAAGUCAAUGAACUUAUUUUACAUUCAAGAUAUCUAAAUAUUACUACUCCAUACCCUUCUACUUUUAAUGCUACAUUUGAUCCAAUCGUGUUUAAGGCUUGUGAUAAAAACGCUUUAGAUAUUGUUAAAAAUCCUUUUUAUUCUAAAUCUUUGGGAUUAGAAUCCUUUUUUACAGAUGAUACCAAAUUCGAUUUACUCUAUUCAACAACAUUAAACGUGCCGAUUCCAAGACCUGGGUAUACUGAUUUUAAUAAGAUUCAGUUGUUGACUGGAUUGACUUUAUUGUUUUCAAUCAUUUACUUAACUUGGAAAGUUAUCCCUAAAAAGAUACCAACUAAAAAAUAUAAACAUGAAUGA
Molecule: messenger RNA, 1377 nt
Organism: Arxiozyma heterogenica
Lineage: Eukaryota; Fungi; Ascomycota; Saccharomycetes; Saccharomycetales; Saccharomycetaceae
Gene: PBN1
Product: Pbn1p
Exons: 1
Coding region: 1-1377 (458 amino acids)
Biological process (GO): GPI anchor biosynthetic process
Cellular component (GO): glycosylphosphatidylinositol-mannosyltransferase I complex; endoplasmic reticulum membrane
Molecular function (GO): mannosyltransferase activity
Source: RefSeq, a predicted model, not a curated record